AUCAAAACCAUUCUGCAUUUUUCCAUUGUCUUUCCUUUUGACCCAAAAUUCACUCAACCCAAAUUUAAGACCAAUUCUACUCUCAUUUUCUUCAAAACCCCAACUGCAAAAUCCUUUCUUUCUCAUAAAAAAUGUCAUCUUUUACAUUCUCAACCUUCAUUCUCACAAUCUUGUUAUCUCUGACUCCCAUACUAUGCACCAAUUCUGAAGGAAAUGCUUUACAUGCUUUGAGAACCAGGCUUUCUGACCCUAAAAAUGUAUUACAGAGUUGGGAUCCUACACUUGUAAAUCCUUGUACAUGGUUUCAUGUUACUUGUGACUCUAAUAAUCAUGUUAUUCGUUUGGAUUUGGGAAAUUCUAAUAUUUCAGGAUCUUUAGGCGCAGAGCUUGGUGAACUCAAACAUCUUCAAUACUUGGAACUUUACUGGAACAACAUAGAAGGCAAAAUCCCAAAGGAAUUAGGGAAAUUGAAAAACCUCGUCAGCAUGGAUUUAUAUGGAAAUAAAUUCGAAGGCAGAAUCCCAAAAUCUUUCUCCAAGUUGAAGUCUUUAAGAUUUCUGCGAUUAAACAACAAUAAGCUGUCCGGAACCAUUCCAAGGGAGCUCACAACUCUUUCUGACCUUAAAGUUUUCGAUGUUUCUAACAACAAUCUUUGUGGCACAAUACCAGUUGAUGGCCCUUUCACUAAUUUCCCAAUGGAAAGUUUUGAAAACAACAGAUUGAACGGACCAGAGCUGCAAGGACUUGUCUCGUACGAUUUUGGAUGCUAAGUUACUAAAUAUACGCAUUGUAGUCGCAGCAAUGUAUUUAGCAAGAAGCAUUCCUUCUUCCAACUAGUGACCCUUUUUUUUCUUGUAUUUUAUAAGCAUGAAAAAACACAAUAGUUACUAAAUAACCCUAUUAAGUGGAGACUGUAGAAUCUUUCAUUGUGUCUAAAAUUAUUGAAAGUUUACUUCAUAUGAUUACUGGUAUGUGUUUCGGAACAUAUUUAUAAACAUUAUCCGAUAUUUCAGUUUUAAUA
This is a messenger RNA of Erigeron canadensis, 1021 nucleotides long. Its product is annotated as leucine-rich repeat protein 2-like. NCBI's taxonomy places the organism in Eukaryota, Viridiplantae, Streptophyta, Magnoliopsida, Asterales, Asteraceae. The transcript is spliced from 7 exons. The record is from RefSeq and is a predicted model, not a curated record. Gene Ontology annotation, molecular function: protein binding. Bases 132 to 770 code for a protein of 212 amino acids.